AUGCAAGGGUAAAAUGAUCUAAAAUUUUACCGAUCCGCGGUUGACACCGAUCCCGAGUUUUAAAAUUUUGGUCAUGAGUCGUGAAUCGUGAUGGAAAUAGGGAAGGAAAAAGCCGCAGAUUCUAGAGCUCUAGGUUAUUUAUCCGUCACACGCUGACCUUUCUUCACCGAUCAAAAGCUCUGGUGCGUGACAAAAUCAUUGGGAGGUGAAUCGAGGUAUCCAUUGAAGAGGAGGGUUAGUCGUCCGAGAGAUGCUGAAGAGCUGGUGAUGAGAAGCCCUAGCCUGAGCGUAAAAGGGAUCGCUUUGCGAGGAAUUGAUAGCUUCAGCAUCAAUCGUAAGGCUUGCUUUCCUCCUAAUCCUCCGCGUAGAUAUUUCGAUCAUAAAAAUCGACAUCGUCUUCCUGAACUUAAUCUUUCUCGGCAGUUUACGACAUCAGGUAUGGCAGAUGAUGCGAAGAAGAAGCAACAGCAACAGGAACAGGAUCCGUUGAUUGGGAAGAUAGAUGAAGACAAAGCGAAAGAGGUAUUAGAGGUACCAGCUCCACCUCCUCCGCCGCCGCCGGAGAAACCAGAGCCUGGAGACUGUUGCGGCAGUGGAUGCGUUCGAUGCGUUUGGGACAUCUAUUACGAUGAGCUUGAAGAUUACAACAACCGUUAUGGAAAAGCUACUCAAUCCAAAUAAGAAAAAAUCAAUUUUUCAAAACCACAUCGACUCUACCCCUUUGCGGAUUCCAUUUGAGUGGUUCUUAUCUCUUCCUUUCCGAUUUCCUCCUGUAUUUCUGUGGGUAAAAACUGGGUUUUCUCCAAUUUCUCUUGUAUUCCUGUGGGAAAAAAAAUUUGUUGUGUAAAUUAAAAGUGAAGGAUAUCGAUUCUUGAGAAGCCUCAUUAUUGUAUUAA
Molecule: messenger RNA, 896 nt
Organism: Macadamia integrifolia
Lineage: Eukaryota; Viridiplantae; Streptophyta; Magnoliopsida; Proteales; Proteaceae
Exons: 1
Coding region: 268-681 (137 amino acids)
Source: RefSeq, a predicted model, not a curated record